AUGUUUGAAAUAACUGGAGAGAUACCAGAAGGCAGUCACAUUAAUGAUUUUAAUUCGUAUAAAAGAGAAAAUCUGUUAAUAUCUAUCUAUCUAUCUAUCUCGGUUUUUAUAUCUAUCUAUCUAUCUAUCUAUCUAUCUAUCUAUCUAUCUAUCUAUCUAUCUAUCUCAAUCAUUCUAUCUAUCUAUCUCAGUCAUUCUAUCUAUCUAUCUAUCUUCCUCGGUUUUUAUAUCUAUCUAUCUAUUUCAGUCAUUCAUUCUAUCUAUCAACCUCGGUUUUUAUAUCUAUCUAUCUAUCUAUCUAUCUAUCUAUCUAUCUCAGUCAUUCUAUCUAUCUAUCUAUCUAUCUAUCUAUCUAUCUAUCUAUCUAUCUCAGUCUUUAUAUCUAGCUAUCUAUCUAUCUCGGUUUUUAUAUCUAUCUAUCUAUCUCAGUCAUUCUAUCUAUCUAUCUAUCUAUCUUCCUCGGUUUUUAUAUCUAUCUAUCUAUCUAUCUAUUUCAGUCAUUCAUUCUAUCUAUCAACCUCGGUUUUUAUAUCUAUCUAUCUAUCUAUCUAUCUAUCUCAAUCAUUCUAUCUAUCUAUCUAUCUAUCUAUCUAUCUAACUCGGUUUUUAUAUCUAUCUAUCUAUUUAUCUAUCUACCUCGGUUUUUAUAUCUAUCUAUCUAUCUCAGUCAUUCUAUCUAUCUAUGUAUCUUCCUCGGUUUUUAUAUCUAUCUAUCUAUUUCAGUCAUUCAUUCUAUCUAUCAACCUCGGUUUUUAUAUCUAUCUAUCUAUCUAUGUAUCUAUCUCAAUCAUUCUAUCUAUCUAUCUCAGUCAUUCUAUCUAUCUAUCUAUCUAUCUAACUCGGUUUUUAUACCUAUCUAUCUAUUUAUCUAUCUACCUCGAUUUUUAUAUCUAUCUAUCUAUUUAUCUAUCUACCUCGAUUUUUAUAUCUAUCUAUCUAUCUAUCUAUCUAUCUAUCUAUCUAUCUCAGUCUUUAUAUCUAGCUAUCUAUCUAUCUCGGUUUUUAUAUCUAUCUAUCUCAGUCAUUCUAUCUAUCUAUCUAUCUAACUAUCUAUCUAUAUAUCUUCCUCGGUUUUUAUAUCUAUCUAUUUCAGUCAUUCAUUCUAUCUAUCAACCUCGGUUUUUAUAUCUAUCUAUCUAUCUAUCUAUCUAUCUAUCUAUCUAUCUAUCUCUAUCUCAGUAUUUAUAUCCAUCUCAGUCAUUCUAUCUAUCUAUCUACCUCCUUUUUCUAUCUAUCUAUCUAUCUAUCUAUCUAUCUAUCUCAGUCCUUAUACCUAUCCUUUAA
Acanthosepion pharaonis is the source of this 1284-nucleotide messenger RNA. NCBI's taxonomy places the organism in Eukaryota, Metazoa, Mollusca, Cephalopoda, Sepiida, Sepiidae. The record is from the annotation of a GenBank genome assembly.